Myxocyprinus asiaticus (Chinese sucker) is the source of this 8562-nucleotide messenger RNA. RefSeq names its product KAT8 regulatory NSL complex subunit 1-like. The record is from RefSeq and is a predicted model, not a curated record. Bases 153 to 3473 code for a protein of 1106 amino acids. The transcript is spliced from 12 exons. Lineage: Eukaryota; Metazoa; Chordata; Actinopteri; Cypriniformes; Catostomidae. Gene Ontology annotation, molecular function: histone acetyltransferase binding. Gene Ontology annotation, cellular component: NSL complex.
GCGAAUAGGGAGUGUUGGAGACAGCCAACAGUGCAAGGAACGGCAAUACGGGUAGAAAGAGAAACCGUCUUGCUUUCGAAAAUACAAAAAUACGAUAACGGAGCUUCGUUGUAUGUCCUCGGUUCACACACGGCCAUGCCAACGACACAGCGAUGUAUUAUUACUGCAAUUGGAAUAAAAUGAGCGCCAGUGCAGCCGGGCCCGGAGUGGAGAGUUGCGGGGCCGGGUGUCCGCAUAGCGCUAGCCGCUGCUGCGGGGGAGGAGGCUGCGGUGAGCCCGUUAGUGGCGACGGAAGCUCGGCCGCUGCGGCUACAGCCACCAGCGCUGCCCCAGCGCAGAGCCCCAGCGUAGCCGAGGCCCAGGCGUUCUGCGAAUGGGACGAUGACACCAAAACCUCCAUCGAUGAGUAUCGGGCCCAGAAAAUGAACAAGGAGGGAUUUUUUGCGAACGGUACUGUCGAUAUCACACGGGACAGAGACGAAUGUGCGGAUUCGGGGAAAUACGGACGCGGGCGUUUUUGUAGACAAAGCACAGGAGCGGGUGAGGAUAACAGGAUUAAAAUUGAUCUCGAAGUGGGUGAUCGUCGGUGUGUUAUGAGCGCUCUGACGCGAAGGGACGAGCGCAGAGCGACCGCGAGACUGCAGCCGCUGCGCACCGGGAGAACCCUACGAGGGCAGACGGCACGCACCGAGACCGAGGGCUCGAUGAUCACAGCCGCUGCAAGGUGUGGUCACGGGAAUCCAGAGCCCGCAGUCAUCAAGCGGCGGGGAUGCAGUUUCACGCGAGCCUCCAAGAAGGUGUGUUUCUCCGGGAUAAGCUCGGUGACAUACUGCGGUAGAUCGGAUGCUGUGGGCCGCGGCCGUUCCAACGGGGAAGCUCAAGUGAAGGGCUCCGUGGGCAGCACGGAGACUUUCAAAUCCGGACGUCAGGUGGACACCCCCAAAAACAGGCGCGUCCAAUCCGAGAAUACCAAGGUUCGAAAAAUUAAUUUCGCAGAGGGUGGCAACGGCAUGGAAAAUACCGAGCUGCCCACAUGCAGAACGGCGAAGGGGCGCGUUCGAAUGUACAGGGUGCGUUCAUUUCUUGCCAGCUCUGCCAACCAUAACAACGGGGUCAGCGGAAACGGAGCCCCACACGUAGGUAUUAACAAUAGCUCCUCGUCGCAACCCUCCCUCCCGUUGUCUGACCAAGCCCCCGACCCUGAGCGUGACCAAGAACAGCCGCCGCAACAGUCACGACUACAUGGACGCGUAAAAAAGCCUCUGUGCGCCCUUGCAAUUAACUCUUCUCACACUGAAAGCACUCAGUCAGGGAGUGGGCCUCUUAAUGGGACAGAACACGGUGAAGGAAGCCCAAUUAUACAGAAUAAUAACCCAGCCAGGUGUGACAGUACAGGUGAGGGCCCUUCAGAGUUGGAGGGCCCCAGCAAUGAGCAGAUGGACACAGUCAGGGGGGAAGCUGAACUGCGGCAGGUGGAGUUGGAGGGUCGCACAGAUUACCUUUGGAGGCGCUUGCAGGCCGUUCAGGUGAAGCAAGUGGAGAGACAUGUUUCACAGCAGCUUCGUGGCCUAUACAGGAGCCCAGGUUUGAGCUGCACCAGGAGGCCCGGUGUCUUAUCUCGUAACUCAGCAGAGCUGAGCAGGUUGGCACGCAGCUGCAGCGAGAUUCUCCGGACUGCAGAGACUGCCCUGGACUCAGACCACACGGCCAGCAGCUCAGGAGGUGACAGUGACAGUGAGGAAGAUGAGGGAUUGGAAGGAGGUCGACGCCUACGACCCCUCCCAACAAAAUAUAUUGUCACUGGCAAAGAAUGGCAGUGGUUGGAGAAUAGGGCGUGGCUUGGGAGCAGAUGGGUGUGGCUGCAGACUCACGUAUCAGAACUGGAGUACCGAAUCCGAGCACUGACAGAACUUUACACACACCUCAGACAGGAAAAGGUGCGGACUGCUUACUCUGUGCUUGACACACCCCUCAGAACGUCAAAUCCCUCCCCCAUAUCACACAACUGCAAGUUGUCCUCUGUUGGUGAUCCAAACAGGAAGUGGCAGACAGAAGAAACCCCCACACCACAAACUGUGCCCAGUCCACCGUCUUCUGCUGCACGGGUUCGACCGUUACUCUGGCAACGGCGUCACAGACUUAUUCGCCUUGAGGAUUGUGCUGCGCUGGGCUCAAAGGCGGUCUCAUUACAGUGCUGGUGUGAACCCCCAACUUUGUGUGUGUUAUGUGGUGGUGCUCCUCCUCGCUCCACCUCAGACAAGGAGAAGGAUCUCUGGACACGUCAGGGCUGGCUCGAUAUGUCUGUUCACCCUGUCCUCUCUAUGCCAUCAGAUUCACCCCUCGCACUGCAUUGUGGAAUACGCCCGCUGGUCCGGCAUCAUUCUCAUAAUUCAAUUCAGUGGAUGGACAUGUCAACUGCUUCGUCUUGGCUGGGGAGGCGGGGCCAGGGACGAGCUGGGAGAGUGAGGAGGAGACUAGUUUGUCCCCGCCCACCCAAUACACUGCCUCCUUUAUUUAACACACCUGGUGGUUCUGGUUACAGAAGCCAGAGAGGUGUGAUUAGCCCAAUCUGUCUUCCUCAUCGAGCCACAGACUGGCCCACCCUGCUGGCAACACCCCCAGCGACAGACACACCUGCUCAGACUUUGCGAAGGAGGAGAGCGGAAAGUUCGUUUGACAUAGACAAUUUAGUGAUGCCUUUGGGCCUGGCUGGACUAGGAGCACGGGUACAGAAAUUACAAUACAAAGAGAUUAUUACCCCAAGUUGGAGAGAGCUGGACUCUCUCUCAGGGGUCUCCAAGAACCAGGAGCAGCAACAUGCCCAAUUGUUAAAUUACAUUAACAUGCACCACCAGCCUAAUGGGGAAGAACUGGAAAAUGAAGAGGAGGUGGAAGAUCUUUGUGACGCUGUGUUUCUGAGUCGCCAUGCUGUGUGUGAGAGUAGAGAGAGAAGUCGGUGGGGGAGUUGGGCUCGUAGACGUCGCAGGGGCAGAUCUUUUUCAUCCUACCAUGGGGAUGGGAAGAGCUCCAGUAGGCUGGAACAGACACCUGGCUCUCCAGAUUCCAGGCAGAGUCAUUGUGCAGAAGGAGAUGUCUCGCCAUGUAGCCCCUUCUGUACUACAGCAGAAGAUCCCUUCAGCAUGGCUGAGGAAGAACAGCAGGCUGUGCUGCCAUGGGAACGCCGGUCGUUCCCCUUGCAGGAAUCAGAACUUCAGUGGCUGCAGGAGGAGGAAGAGGAGGAGCCUAAUGAGGACCCAUGCACAGCCAGUGGCCGUAGCCAAAGCACAGACUCUGGAAUCUCUGUGGGCAGCCUGGAGCUCUCCCCGAGGACCCCUCAGCCCUGUCAGCAGCACUCAGGCAGCGAGCGAGCCACCCCAAACACACUGUUCUGCAAACCAGCCAUCCCGACAACAAACUCUACAGCUCAGGAUUCUACCACUCUUCCUCUUUCGUUGUACUCUCCGUUAUCAUAGCGCAUCAUUUCUCCACCUGCAUCCUCUCUACCCAGCAGUUUAGUUUGCAGGCCCAGUAGAGCCAGCUUGAAGGGAUAGUUCUCCUAAAAAUGAAAAUUCUGUUAUAAUUUACUCACCCUCAUGGUGUUCCACCUGAAUUACUUUAUUUCUUCCUUGGGACACAAGAGAAGAUGUUGGCUAAUGCUGACCAUUCACUUUCAUUGUAUGGAAAAAAGGUGUUAUGAAAGUGAAGCCUAACAUCUCCAUUUGUAUUCCACGAAAUAAAGAAAAUCAAAUAGGUUUGGAACAACAUAAAUGUAAAUCAUUUGAGGGUGAACUAUCCCUUUGAGGGAAAAACAGUUUCUUUUUGCUAAGAUCAAAUCAACAAGACCACACACCCUAAUGUCAUUGACCCUGUUAUCAUGAGUCCUCACAUUUGUCUAACUAUGAGCCCUCCUGUGUCCUUACAUCUUGUACCCUAUCCCUGAACCUAUUGGAGCCUUACAUGAAACCACAAAGCGUAUUAUUUAUAAUCUUCACCCAAAUCCUCAUCCAUUCAAUUGUCAAUUCUGUAUCCUCCAUCUUACCAGUUUCCCCACUGCGCAUUUCAAUACCCUUAUUGCUCUGGUCCUCCAUUAUCCCUCCUUUUAUCUCUUCUGCACCAGCCUGCCCCCCAAUACAGCUGCUGUUUGAUCCGACUCUACUCAGUUAUCUCCCAAAUGGACAGAUGGAAUGAGUUCCCUGCUGAAAAAAAUUUAAACCAGCCUAAGAUGGUUUGCUGGGGUCUCGGGCUGAUCUGUUUGUCCUUUUUGGACACUUUUCAGCUGGUCAGGCUGAUAAACCAUCUUAAACCAUCUAAGACAAACAAACCAGCUUAGCCUGGUUCAAGCUGUUCCCUUACGACUCAGUACACUUGACAUUGCGUGCUAACGCAUAUGGGGAGUGUCCUUCCACACGACCUAGUUGAAACCUCUCUACAAUAACGGCAAUAUUCUAAUAUUGGCUAUGGUGUUUGAGCCCUGCCCUUUUAGGUGCAAAGCUGUCCGCUAUAAAAGCAGGUGCACAAACAUCAUUCCUCAGAAUUUUCUUCCUUCAAGACAGUGAUUCAUCUCUAGUCUAGAAGCCCUCUAAUGCUUCGCCGUCGAUUACAUGAGUCAGCGGGCAGAAUAUUCACGGCAACAAGAGCUCUCAUGGAGAUAGACUGCCCUCACUGUGAGGGCAUGAGUCUCAAGACACUUAGCUCGCGAAUCGCCCUCGAUUACAUCCUCUCCAAUGUGGAUCACGGGGAAGAAAACGGUUAUUCCCAACUACCCCCCGAAAGAGGCGGUAGCGGCACAUCUCUGCCUGGCGAGUAGUUUCACGCCCCGUUCAUCUUUCUAAGCCGUGUCGACUAAAGUCUGCACUAGCUGAAAGAGCAUACUCAGUAGCGACUCCUCGUGAUGAUGGUGUUCCAAGCUUCAAAGCUAAGCUCCUCAAACUAAUAUACAAGCAAGGCUACGAUCCAGAGACCUUCAUAGAGCUCCGGACUUAGCGCUGCAAGCCACGAAAGUCACUGCACAGGCCACUGGCAAGUCAAUGAGUAACCUGGUGUUUUUGGAUCAUCACAUCUGGCUGACCCUCAUGGAAAUGCAUGACGCGGGAAAAGCCGCUCUGUUUGAUGCUCCGGUGUUGCCAGCCGGCCUUUUUGGAGGCUCUGUGAAUAGAAUUGCUGAGCGCCACAUCACAACUCCGCAACAAUCACAGGCUAUGAGACAUUUUAUACCAAAAUGGAGCAGUACUUCAUCACAACCAGAUCGCUCCCGCUCUGUCUCAGUCCAGCGCCCAGCUAAAAACCCCACACCAGCUGCCUCAGCGCCACCAAAUGUCACCGGAAAGUUGCUGGUAAAGCCACGCAAGCCAUGGCCCAAACGAAGGCAGCUGCCUCAGCGCAAGCUGUGCGCCAACGGUAAUUACCUCAGCCAAUCAGAGGCACUACUGAGCGUACACAGAGACUUGCUGCUUUGCCAUAUGGAAAAUCUGGUCUAAUGUCAACUGGCGAAAAGCACACUUUUCCCCAGCCAGUAAAUCUCCUUUUUAGGAGUUAAUGCAUACGCACCUCAUGAACAAGCAUGUACAGACCAAACUUCGGUGUCUGUUUCAGUACAAACUGAAAAAACAUUACCACAGAAGUCAUUUCAUUUUCAUGUGCUUCGCGGUAACUCACCACUGUCUGGCUGCUUUAGCACCAUAGACAGCGCCAGCCUUCUACCAACAGGGUGUUAUGCUGGGUCAAGUUUUUAGAAAGAAAGUGCUGACCUCAAAUGCAUUCAACACAGGCUGGUGUGGAUUGUGUAAUGGACGCCCCACUUUCGACACCUGGAAACAGGUGCGAAACGGCCGUGACAUGUCAACCGCCUAGAGCUACUGGCUGUCUUUCUAGCUUUGAGAGCUUUUCAUUCUGAUAUUGUGAAUCACCACAUUCUGAUUCGUUCGGACAAUGCAACAGUAGUGGCAUAUAUAUGUUGCCGUGACACGUUGGCCCACAUAUGACUGGCAAAAUGCAAGUAUGCACUUCCCCCAACGCGCCGCCUCCAUUCUGUCAUCAGCAAAAUCCAAGUGGGCAUGGAAACAGUUCUGUUAAUUGCGUCGAAAUGGCCCAAUCAGUCCUGGUUUACGGAAAGGAUAGAGAUGUUAUACAGCUCGCCACGGAAAUACUGCUGAGGAGGGAUCUCCUCUCUCAGGCGCAAGGCACAACCUGGCAUCCCCAGCCCAAGCUGUGGAACCGAUGUAUUCAGUCAUUAACACCAUUUUACAGGCCAGAGCACCGUCCACGAGACGCCUCUAUGCGCUAAAAUGGAAUGUGUACACUAAUUGGUGUCUUUCACAUGGCAAAGACCCAGUAAACUGCCCCAUACAUGAAAUUCUCAUAUUUCUUCAAGAGCGAUUAGACGCAGGACUCAAGCUGUCAACGCUCAAAGUUUAUGUGGUGACUAUAUUUGCAUAUUACGCACCUGAAGCCAGCACCACUUUAGGCAAACAUGAUUUAAUCAUAAAGUUCCUUAGAGGAGCAAGACGAUUAAAUCCACCUCAGCCGGCUACAGUGCCGACUUGGGACCUAACUUUGGUCCUAAAAGUGCUCGCAGGGCCCCCUUCGAGCCUUUGGACUCUGUUUAUUUGUGCAUGCUCUCCAUUAAGACCGCACUACUGCUGGCUCUGGCCUCAGUAAAAUGGGUCGGUGACUAACAUGCACUGUCAAUUGACAAUUCAUGUCUGGAGUUUGGCCCUGGUCUUUCAAAAUCCACUGUCAAACCCAGAAAAGGCUAUGUGCUUAAGGUCCUAACCACGUUCUUCAGAGCGCAGGUGGUUCACCUUCAAGCUUUCUUCCCUCCUCCAUUUAAUUCAGAUGAGGAACAAUCCUUGCAUUUGUUAUGCCCUGUGCGGGCACUACAUGUAUACAUUGAGUGCACCUGCCAGCUCAGACUGUCUUUUCAGCUCUUUGUGUGCUAUGAAGGAUGCACAAAAGGAAUGUUCAUCUCCAAGCAAGGACUUUCUCACUGGAUCAUUGAUGCGAUUGCCCUGGCUUACGAGUCGCAGGGUAAGAUCUGCCCAAUUGGUGUUAAAGCACACUCAACUAGAGGCAUGGCCUCCUCAUGGGCAUGGACUUUACAAGACAUAUUUUUUGCAGCAGGAUGGUCUUCUCAAAACACAUUUGCAAAGUUUUACAACCUAGACGUAACAUCUCUCUCUUCACAAGUCCUCUCUGUUUAGAGCAUUUGCUAUUUCGUUUGCCAAACAUAUACUUAUGCCCCUCCCCUUAAGUACGGGCUCCCCAUCAUUUUACACAACUGCCUGCAUCAGGCCGUUGUAAUUUACCAUAAAGUCACUAGCACUUUCAUUAUAAAUAAACUCACUUCCCGACUGGGUUUGUGAAGGGGUUAAUUCAUACUAUAUGACUAUAGUUCAUAUAUUCAUUCUGAGUGCUCCCCUCCUAGCCCAUCAUUAUGUUCACUCACUUGCGGCAUACUCAUGUCGGUCGACGUCCUGCGGGACUGUGGCAUCAUGUUUCCUCUCUGGAAGGUUAUGUCGUGUAGUGCGGCAUGAUGGGAUUCUGUUCCCCAUAUGCGUUAGCACGCAAUGUCAAGUGUACUGGGCCAUAAGGGAACAUCUCGGUUACGUACGUAACCUCAGUUCCCUGAGACGAAGAGAACAAGACAUUGCGAAUGCUGGCCACACUACAAGACUCAGAGUUCUUCUGAGGUGUGAGCGAUGCACUCCUUGUCCCUCGCCUAAAAGGGCGUGGUUCAAACACCAUAGCCAAUGUUAGAAUAUUGCCAUUAUUGUAGAGCGGUUUCAACUAGGACAUGUGGAAGGACUCUCCCCAUAUGCAUUAGCACGCAAUGUCUCAUUCCCUUUGUCUCUGGGAACCGAGGUUACGUACCUAACCGAGACGUUUUCUUUAGUAGGGUUGUCCACUAAUUACGUCUGUUUUGUUCUGUAUUAUGUUUUGGACCUGUCUAAAGUGUUUUCUUCAGCUGUGUCAAUCUCUUUCAUUUUGUGUUGUUGAAUCAUUACGUUUCGAGCUGUACUCGCUUUACAUUCGAGAACUUGAGCUCGAACCCAAACAGAUUUUCAAAUAUAAGCUCUUGGUUGAUGAUCUCCAUAUACAGGCACUACAUGCUACCCACUGUGUGAAUGUAUUUACUGGGAUGACUCAGUUACCUUAUUCAUAUGUUGUAUUGUAUGUUCCAUGGUGAUGUGUGUAUUGCCAGUCACCACUCUGAAUAUAUAAAUCAUAGCAUUUAAAGUCUGUUACAUGCUCUCUGGAUGCUGCAGUGGGCUGCCUGUAUGUUUCCACAAAAAGUAUGCUUUGAUUUCCACAUGACACGAUGUGUGUGCACACCUGUUAAAGAAAGCAUGAUAGUUCUUGUGUUUAUCCAUAUUUGGCAGAGAGUGUAUGCGUGUGUGAUUUAGACAGGUCCACUGUACUGCUGCAUUAGGGGGUAGUGUUGGUGAAUAAAAGUAUUUGUUUUGUAGAAAAACACAAGUGAAACAUAAAUGGAAGAUAUUUUAGAAACGAACACGAUGCUCUCAAUGCAAAGACGCAAUAAAAGGAAUAAACACAAAUUGACUA